GGCUGAUGGCUUUGGAACGAAACUACUCUUCCGCACCUGAUCUCUGCUCACCUAUCCCGCAUACGAGGAAAUAGUCACAGUAUAAACCCUACGAGGAAAAAAAAAGGGGGGAAAUUCUGGGUAGGGUUUCUCGGGCUCUUCUUCUCGUCAUAACGAAUGGCGGAUUCGGGAACCAAGAUCGGAACCCGAUGUCAUCAUUGCGCAGGGCCUCUUACCAAGGAACUGGAAACCAGCGAAUGGACUGUCGCGCCGUUCAUUAGGGAUAGCUUCUCUAUGAUCGGAUCAGCUGUUGGUGGCACUGCAAGUGCGUUCUAUGGAUUUAAUCAUGUAAUGCCGAUCGUACGGAAAUGGAUAAAAGGACCUAUGUGGGUGCAUUUUCUUGUUGGUGCGCCACCAGUAAUAGUGUUCUCAUCUGCAUGUGCUGGGCUAGCAGGUGGAGCUGUACCAGCAUUGGCUCAGCUCGCUUCCUCGUCAUACCAUGCAGCGGUCCGUUCAUCUGAGCCGCCACCCCCGCCGGCUCGGGACAAGAACCAAAUGCACAAGUCCACUGCUUCUCCUCUUUAAAGCACAGUCUGUCUCUUCCUCCUUUAUGUAUGGAAACCUUCUGCCUGAGUUAGCCUGCUUUGUUGUGGUGACCUUUUUGCUACUUUUGUACAAAUCCUCCCUCUCGUUACACUGGAAGACAUUUCUUGGGCCAGUCCAAGGUUUUGGAAGUUGUGUAUAAUUUUGAUUCUAUAUUGUUUUUUUAUUUAUAUAAAUGUCUCCACA
Messenger RNA from Tarenaya hassleriana, 768 nucleotides. RefSeq lists its product as uncharacterized. Lineage: Eukaryota; Viridiplantae; Streptophyta; Magnoliopsida; Brassicales; Cleomaceae. The record is from RefSeq and is a predicted model, not a curated record. The transcript is spliced from 6 exons. The coding region runs from base 157 to 564 and encodes 135 amino acids.